Molecule: messenger RNA, 834 nt
Organism: Anopheles stephensi (Asian malaria mosquito)
Lineage: Eukaryota; Metazoa; Arthropoda; Insecta; Diptera; Culicidae
Exons: 3
Coding region: 1-834 (277 amino acids)
Biological process (GO): sensory perception of smell; detection of chemical stimulus involved in sensory perception of smell
Cellular component (GO): plasma membrane
Molecular function (GO): odorant binding; olfactory receptor activity
Source: RefSeq, a predicted model, not a curated record
AUGAGAACCGCCAUCGAACUGUACCACGCAAGCUUCGAUCGGCUGAAGCUGUCGAGCCGUCUGAUCGGUGCCGGUCUUUGGGAGCAAAAGUACGGCUUUACCUGGGGCCGUAUAGCGAGUUUGACGCAGAUCGUGAUGUUUCUCGGUUUGCACGUGUGGACGGGUUACAAGUACCGGGAAGACGCGCUCGAGAUGCUCGAAUCACAGUCGCUCAUCUGUACGGGUCUGGCGCUCAUGAUCAAGUACUUCACGAUGAUCCGCAACCGUGAUCCGGUCCGUGAGCUAACGGGCAACAUUGAGCGGGAAACGUACACAAAGUAUCAGGAAACGAGCAACGAGUAUCCGGUGGUGCAAAAGUAUAGCCGUGUGCUGUACAUCGCAGGACAUAUCAUGAUCGGCGGAUACUUUGGAUCGCUGUUCAUCAUUUGGAUCAAUCCGUUGUUCGUGUACUUUACCGAGGGUCGGGUAAUGUUGCUGUUUUUCUGUGAAAUCCCGUACGUCGAUUGGACGGUGAACAGGGGCUAUUGGAUUACGGUCACGUUACAGAUUGCAUUUUAUGUUACGGGCACCUGUGGGUUGAUUUUGGUCGACUACUUGUGUGCGUUUUUUACCAUCAACGGAUCGCUUUACGUGGACCUGUUGCGUUUUCAUCUGAACGAGUUGAGUGAGCUGCUGGCGGAGCCGGGCUAUCAAACGCGCAGUUCGCCGGAAAUAAUCGAGAAGGUCAAUCGCAAGUGGAGAAUCUGUCUAGUGGAGCAUCAGCACAUCGUAGAAUAUUAUGACAAGUUUUCCGAUUUGUGGAGCAUGAUCAACCUGGCGCAAUGUGAAUCUUGA